GCCAUGUAUGAUUCGGACACCGCAAAGGACACGCCGAAGCGUGGGCCGUGCACAGAAGGUACACGUACAGAAGUCCUGAACCGCAUCCGAGCUUGGGCUGUUGAUAAUUCUCCGUCAACCCCUCCCAUCUUCUGGCUUAGUGGUAGGGCAGGCACGGGGAAGUCUACCGUCGCAUACAGUGUUUGCCGGGCUUUUGACUCUGGCGACAUUCGCCGUGGCCUGGGUGCCUCUUUCUUCUGUUCCCGCCAGGUCGACGAUUUGCGACGUCUGGGGAACAUCGUACCUACUCUGGCGUACCAGCUCGCGCGACAUUCGUCAUCGUUUGCGAGAGCUCUUCGCAGCGUUGACCACGAUGCUAUUCACAACUCAGAUAAACAUAUCGGUCAUCUACUAAUCCAUCCAUGGCGCUCAACAUCGAAGGAUCGUCCUGACGAUCUUCCUCCCACUCUCAUCGUCAUUGAUGCUCUUGACGAGAUCGACGAAGACGGCGGCCCUGAACUGCUACGAUCCCUCAUUAAGGCGAUGGCGGAUGAAGGGCCUAGCUGCAUGCGUGGCCUAAAAAUCCUCAUAACUAGUCGUCCUCACCCUAGCAUCGUCGACAUGGCCCAAUCGCUAUCACAUGACGCUAUCUACCACAUGGAGGACAUCGAGAAGCAGAAGGGCCGAGAGGACAUCAUGAAGUUCCUCGUCAACAGCUUACCAGAACUUGGGACUUCAUAUCGAGACGCAUUGGAAGGUCUUGCGGAUCUCUCGAACGGCCUGUUCAUUUACGCUGCCACUGUAGUUCGUUUGAUAUCUCGUCGUGGGCUUUCGACGAUGCAAAAGGCCAAGAGGAUGACUGCCAUAAUUCUAGAGCAAAAUGCCCGUCCAUUACGAGGCGAGAGCUUGCUUGUUGAUAAUCUAUACGCAGAUAUCAUCCGCGAUUCUAUCAACAGCCAUGAAGACGAGACUAAGAACUUCCGACUUACUGCUCUGCAUGGCAUCUUAUGCGCGCUUCGGCCCCUCACCAUCCACGAGCUCGCAGAACUCAUAUCUGAAGACUCUGACGACGCCGAUCCCGAGGCUGUUCGACUGCUUGUCGACGAUCUCCAUGCCGUCACAUACAUCUCCAAUGACUGCAUAUAUACAUAUCAUAAAUCGUUCUCAGACUUUUUCUUUGACGAGCGGCGCUGUGGCCAGGAGAUUAUCUGUGAAGCGGAUGCUAGCCAUCAUGUCCUUGCUCGAGGGUGCUUUCGUAUCAUGAAACGCUCCCUCCGAUUCAACAUAUGUAAUCUCCCGUCAUCGUACCUUUUCGACUCCGAGAUCAAGGAUCUCCAUGAAUCCAUUACCAAAAACAUAACCGGUGUAGCUGGCCUGGUAUAUGCAUGUAGGAAUUGGCCAUCACACCUGAUAAAAAUAUGUACAGCAAGUGAAGCUCUCCAUUGCCUCCUGCAUCAACUUCUGGCAUUCAGUCAGUCAGAGAAGGUGUUGUUUUGGAUCGAAGUGAUGAAUCUGCUUUCUGCCAAGGUAGAUUGUGUCAAUGGAGUGAGCGCGGUGAUGGCAUGGAUGGCCAAAUUAGUGAGCAAGACUGAGCUGCAGUUGGCCCUGACGGCAGUCUCGAGGCUUAUCAAGUCAUUUCUACAGACUCCUGCAUCGUUGUCGACACCGCAUCUGUACAUCUCGAGUCUAGCAGCAGAGUUUGCUUCGAAUUUAGGGAUACCGAGUCAGUGGAGGACAUGCUUCCCUAGUCUGCCACGCCUGCGCUUCAUGGGAACCAGCAACCAUGGCAGUGUCCUCACACGCGUGUAUGUCGGGUCUACAGUAUAUUCCAUCGCCAUCUCUGCUGAUGGCCAACGCGUCGUCUCAGGCUCGUUAGACAAGUUGGUGCGUAUCUGGGAUGCUUUCACCGGGAAGGGGCUGCAAAAGCUGGAAGGUCACACUGACCGUGUCACCUCUGUCGUCUUCUCCAUUGAUGGCCGGCGCAUUGUCUCGGGUUCGUACGACAAUUCGGUGCGCAUUUGGGAUGCAUCCACUGGGAGUGAGUUGAAGGAGCUGCGGGGCCAUACUGGUUUUGUCACAUCUGUCGCCUUCUCUCCCAACGGCCAUCAUGUGGCCUCAGGCUCAAAUGACAAGUCAGUGCGUAUCUGGGACACAUUCACGGGGAAGGAGCUACAUAAGCUGCAGGGCCACACUCAUAUUGUCAACUCAGUUGCAUUUUCCACUGUCAGUGGUGGCCUGUGUGUUGUCUCAGGCUCAGAUGACAGGUCAGUGCGUAUCUGGGAUGCAUCCACUGGGGAUGAGUUGCAGCAGCUGGGCCAUACUGGCAUUGUCACAUCUGUUGCCGUCUCUGCUGAUAGCCAGCAUGUCGCCUCAGGCUCCGGGCCGGUGCACAUCUGGGACACCUCCACCGGGAAGCUGCAGGAGAUGGAGGGCCACUAUGGCGGGGUUAACUCUGUCGCCUUCUCCGUUGAUGGCCAGUUUGUCACCGCGGGCUCAAGUGACGCGUCGGUGCGUAUCUGGGACGUGCCCACCGGGAGGGAGCUGCAGAAGAUGGAGGGUCACUUUAACAAGGUCACCUCCGUCGCCUUCUCUGCAGACGGCCAGCGUAUUGUCUCGGGUUCGUAUGACAACUCGGUGCACAUUUGGGAUGCAUCCAGCGGGGAGGAGGUUCAGAGGCUAGAGGGUUACGAUCAACUUGUGAACACCACCACAUUAUCUGCUAAUAGACAACGUAUCGUCUUGGGCUCAACUCACCCGAUGUGCCUCUAUGACGUGUCAACCGGAAGUCAGCUGCAUGAGCAACUAGUAGACCGCAGUGGCUGGGUCAUCUCCAUCGCCUUCACUGCUGACGGCCAGCGUGUGGUGUCGAGCGUGAGCGAUGGUUCGGUGCGCGUCUGGGACACGUCUACCAGAAUGGGCAAUUAUGAGACCGAGGGGGAACCAGAUUUUGAAGGUUGGCUUAUAUUUAAAAGACCCAACCAUCUUAUUUGGCUUCCAGUACAUCUACAUCCCGGCCUUUGCAACGUAAAUACACGCCUCAUAUCUUGUAUACGUCAUACCACGGUUGAUUUUGCACCUGCUUGUCUGGGGUCUGACUGGACGAAGUGCUAUAUCGGGUCAGAGAGGUGA
Molecule: messenger RNA, 3108 nt
Organism: Stereum hirsutum FP-91666 SS1
Lineage: Eukaryota; Fungi; Basidiomycota; Agaricomycetes; Russulales; Stereaceae
Exons: 2
Biological process (GO): negative regulation of transcription by RNA polymerase II
Cellular component (GO): nucleus; transcription repressor complex
Molecular function (GO): protein binding
Source: RefSeq, a predicted model, not a curated record